CAUAGACCAGUCAUCAAUACAAGGCUUCUGUGGAACAGGUCCUUCCUACUUACAAACACCACCAACUCUUAUUUGCUCUGCAUUCAUGGUUUCCUGUUCUUUGAUUUUGCAGACUCGAACAGCAGUGGUGAUAGUUUUGAGGAAGUGGAAAACGGGUCCUUGUCUCCAUCAGGAACACAGUCUCCUGUAAUCGACCGAAAUCCAUCACCACCCCCUGACACAGCUGAUGGAGAAGAAGAACAAUAUGUGGAUGCCAUUGGGGACACUGUUUACAGCAAGCACUGGCUUUUUAGCACCCUGACUCGCCUCAUUCAAAUUAUCUCUGAAUACUCAGAAGAUGACUCUGAUGGCCAGAUGCAGCUCUCCGAUAAUGAUGAGGAUGACCUGUGUAGAGUCUGGGAUAUGGCAAUGGACAAGAAUGUGGCCAGCUUUCUACAGGAGUUUAAAGCUGAAAAUAUCCUUCUUGGAGUGAUAGCCAAAUCACGCUGUCCACGUCUCACAGAAAUCUGUGUGGGUAUCCUUGGUAACAUUGCAUGUUUUCCUGAAACGUGUUUAACUCUUAGUCAAAAUGAAGACCUAGGCGCUGUGCUGUUGCUUGUUCUUGGAGAUACUGAUCCUCCGACACUUCUGGAAACAAACCGACUGUUGGUGACCUGUCUCUCUCAGAAAAAUGUUUCUUUACUGUGGCUUCAUCGAAUACGAGAGGCUUCUUCUGUGUGCUCCAAUCUGUGUUUCAUCAUGCGCAGUUCUACCAACAUGGACCUCCUCCUGAAGGUUGGAGAGCUUGUUGAGAAGCUGUUUGACUUGGACGAGCAACUGAUGAAGAGCUGGCUCACAGUUCAGCCAAGUGAAGAAGAAAAUGAAAACUGUCUGGAUGUGGUUUCGAGCCUUCUUGAAGCAGCCAUGCAGCUUAGGUAGGAAUCGAGCAUUA
Thalassophryne amazonica is the source of this 931-nucleotide messenger RNA. RefSeq names its product protein saal1-like. NCBI's taxonomy places the organism in Eukaryota, Metazoa, Chordata, Actinopteri, Batrachoidiformes, Batrachoididae. The record is from RefSeq and is a predicted model, not a curated record.